AAGCGAUAGAUUUUUUUUGGCAAUAAGUCAAGAAUAAAAAGCUACUCUUUGUCAUCUCGACAAAGUUGCACUUCUGUCUUCUAGACCUUCCAUCGGCAAUCCCUUUUCCUCUUCAUUUCAGCGACAAUAAAGUUGCUUUAUCUAUCUUCCGUGAGCUUAGAUAUUAUUGUGAGCUUCGAUCUCUACAAGUUAGUAGUAGGUCUUACCUUUUGCAGACGGACGCACUAUCUCCUUCACUACUGUAGUACUUAUUCAUCAGCGUCAUACUGUAAGCAGCUGUCUGCGUCUGAUAGUAUGAAAAAUUGUCCUUGACCAAUCAAUCACACUAGAUUCACGUCCAGAGCUGUCUCAACGUUGUGUCGAAAAAUUGUACCUAACAAACCAAAAUAGAUAGAGAUCACAAAUCAGAAUAAGUCAGUAUGUCCCUGUGUCUCUGCUAAUUCCUAUUCCUCGAGCUUUUAUUUCAAAAAAAUGUUUAGCGUUUGUGUAUGCAAUAGAAAAAGUUCUUCUCGUAUUGUUUUAGUUGGUACUCCUGCGUACUCUUUUCGCUUUUGUAACCGUGCUUCUUUGAGGUUGUAGCUGCUGACACCGUCUAUCACACUCUAAAACAAUCUGUGAAAAAAACGUUAUCUCCUAAUCAGAAUGGCCUAGGGUCACACCGAUCGAAUUACUCCAAAAAGUAUAUUGUUGAUUCCUGAUUUUGAGCUCUCUGUCUUCGAUAAGAAAUUUUAACACUAACAACAACUGAAAGCAAUUAGCGUUGCAGUUUGUGAAAGAAUAGCUGUUAUUUAUUAACAAUCAAAGUGCCGGCCUCGUCCUCUUCUUCCUCGUCCAUUUCGGCGAGGAAGGAGAAGCUGUCGAUCGAGAAGUUGGAAGUAUUGGCCGGAGGGCCUCUGGGGGGUUCCGCGCGGCAACCGAAAGGAAAGUCGAAGCUUGUGGCUCUGAUUAUGGAAUAUGUAUUUCUUACUCGUCAACUAUGUGUUAUUUAGUCUCAAGAUGUUUCCCAGAAAUUGUAGAUAGGCAACAAGCAGACGCAACUUACUGGCUAUACGAUCACUUUUCCGCGUGUCGAUGCGCUCUGAAAUUUUAACUAACAAGUCGUAUCCUACAGUUUUAGUUACUAUCACGUCUUCUAGUGUUUACUGUUCUAAACCUGAAGAAAAACACGAAGGCAUCGGAGCAGGCCCGAAGACGAGAAACCGCGCUCCAACGACGUCGCAUAGCCGCAAUUGUAAAAUAAGGCCAAAAAUUGCAGUCACUGUCUCACGGUCAUAAUAUAUAGUAACUCGGUCCUGACGCCGCCCUCUAUGUAUCCCUUUGUGUUGCACAAAUGUGCAGGAAUAUGCAUACUGCUUACUAUCAGCAAAAAGCUUGGCCUUCUGGGACCUGCAGGCCAUCACCAUACACGACCCGACUCUAAUAGCCAUGAAUGGGACUGGGCGCAGAGAGCUGAAAGAGUACAUCUUAUGGCACUCCAGUUGCAUUGGUUAUCCAUGUAGGUCCUCAUCACAAUUGGGUACUGAGCCAAUUUCGGAGGGCUCUUUUGUGUUUUGUAUUUAAUCUUCACUCAGUAUCUGGGCCACUGACAUAGUAGACUAGAGGGCGUGACACAUUAAUCGAUAGGGAGUGUAAGGUUAUAAAAAAUAAUAAACCCCAUUAUAUUCGGAAUCAGUUUAGACCAACACGCAGGGGAGGAGCAACAAAAGAAGCGCUUUGCCUGGAGUGAUAGAAAAGUCUAGAGUUGUAUUCAAUAUCUUGCGUUCACCCUCGAUUACUCGAGGUGACCUCUCUCACGUCCAUAACUAAUACUCACUUGCUCAUCGUGGGACUUUCAUCUUAAGCCCCCGCUUCCUUCCCAGUUAGUUUCCUUACGUACGUUGAUUUUCUCUCCUCGCCUCCCUGCGUGUGAGCCUUUGUGUGCUCCCCUGCUUUCAUUGCUCAACGACAAAGUCCGCUCGUUUCCUUGGGUGCAGCAUAAUAUCGAGACGAAUCCCGCGAUGAAGAUAUGGCUUGAUACAUUGAGUCCAUGGGUAAGAGCUAGCAUCAGGAGCCUGGCAAUUUUCUUGAGGUUCGUCUCCUUGUGCAAGGCACACCCUCGAAGGCGGCCUCAAUGUAAUAAAGAGUGUUUCUCUCUAAGAUCCAAAGAAGUGCACAGGAUGUGCACUCAGGCGUAUGCUCUUAUGGCUAAAAUCAACAAUCAUGCUCAUGGCAUGUUCUUCAGUUUUUGCUCGUCACCUUGAGUAAGACUGCUUUCUUGCAACAUAAACUACGCAUGACAAUUUACUAAUAAUAGAUAUGAGAGUGGGCCCGGGCAGACUGAUGAUCUCAUGCGCUGUCCCGUUCUUCUACUUUCGCACAUUCAUAGUCCACACUGAUGUACAAAGAUAGUGAUACAGGCUCUUAUGGACUGAACCUUUUUUCGAGGGUGCUAUCUAUGCAUUCAGAAUUCAAAUUUCUAACGCUGAUGGAAAACAACUACGCAAAGCGGAGUUCCAAACAGGCUUCUUUGAUUAUGGCUGAACAAAUCGCUUUUAGUUGUGCUCUUGGUUUGUUGCGCGGGUGGCCUGUGAGCAACCAAAAGCGGCUAAGAUGCCUGACUUUCGCGCGUCUUCCUUGUUCAAGCGAGGAAAGCAGCACUGCUUUCGAAUACGUCGGUCGAUAUAUUUAGCAAUGCAAACCACUGAGCCCCAUUCAAUAAUAAACAUCCUCACACGCUAUGCUUCGCGCAACCUUCCUGCAAAAAAAACUAAAAGCGAAUCUUACUCUUCAUGCAUAACCGUUCUACCUCGCUUUAUGGCUCGUUUGUUGCUGCCUCUCUUAAAUGAGCUAUUGCUUUGGAAGAUACGCGCUCCUCCUCUAAAAGGAGGGCCCUAUGCAACCGGUCAAGUAAGAGAGGUAGCAAACAGGCUCUUCUUCUAAUGAAACACGUGGAAAACGAAGCACAUAAAUUGGGAAUUAUUAAGGCCUUCUUACUUACCCGAAAUAGAGAAUUUAUCACACUAACUCACUAACCGUGAUUCUUCACCUUCAUGGUUGGUGCGUCUGUGUUGAUGUUGUAGAGUAAUUCAUAAUUAAUUUUUCUCUACCUCUAUACUUCUUGCGCCCUCCUCUUGGGGAUAGAUAAAACAAGGAUGACCUACCACGGCCUCAACUACAGUCAAAAUGCAUCGGGUCCAUGGGCGUACUCUAAUGCAGCCAAAACACUUCACUACACAGACAAGCUCGGCAACCUGCAGUGCCUGGCGUUUUUAAGGAUUGACUUGAAAUGCGUCGUAUCUAUUUUUUGGCUUCUUCAUUUUGCUCGUCUAUAGAAGUAUAGAUUAGCUCUAUAACUUCUAAAGGAUUACUGUGCAUCAGUUGUCUCUCCGCAGAAUUUGACUGAACCUUGAAGAAGGUGCUACCACUGCAUAUUUUGCCAUAUUUUUUCCAAGUCUGAAAGAUUCGACCCACAUGAGGCAGUUGGAGCCUCUUUUUACCCAUGGUGUUUUAGUUUGCGACCAACUCAUCCUACCCUUACCUGGUUCUCACUUUUUGUUGAUUCAAGGGCUGAAGCUGCGUCAGCUCUUCGCCCCUGCAGAUAUGCCUGAAAAUCCCUUUCAUUUGUUGAAGGAGAGAAGCCCCAGCCGGUGCCGCGUACAGAAGAGGAGAUGCAGAAACUCGCGCAGGUCCGGCCUGAGCUUUAUGGUAGAAGCUGGCGCGUCUCAACGUACUCUCGGUGAUCGCAUGAAAGCAAUCCUGGCUGUAGUUACACGCUCACGCCGAUAAUUUUCCCCCAAGAAUAGCGUGAGCGCGUAACCACUGUUCAUAAAUACGUUGCAUUUUCCCGUAAUUGAUAUAGGCACUGACGCGCCUGAUCUUUCCUUUCUAACGAUGCCGAUCGUUUCUUGGACAACCCGAUGCCUCGAAGGGCCCGACGGUUAUGCGUGUUGGUUUCGAUUACAAAUCACAGUGACAGCAAGCUACCUGUAAUUCUAGAAAAACACCUGACUCCCGUGCAUAUUUAUAGAGGGACAAGGUUUCCGGUUGAGCUUGCAUAUUUCUCUUUCAGAUCAAUAGCCGACACCCUCUCACCCUCUACACCCCUGACCUUCUUCAUUGCUCAAGUCCGUAAAAUUCUGGGCUACGCGUAUGAUACACCCACGCAGGAGGAGUUGCGAGUUAUGCAGGUAUCGCGUCUACCUAUACCUAUCUCUUUUUAUCUGUUAUCCAGAUUUCCUUUUUCAUUGCUGCAGGCCUUCGCGGGAAUGAGUCAAAAGUUGUUAUUACAAAGUCAGCAGAUUCCGCGUCAGCCAGUUGAGUUUUUCUUGCUAUGCAAAAUCUUAGCUCAUACUUCAUGAUAAACAAGAAACUUCAAAGGACCCUCACAGAUUUCUCAUAGCUGCUAAACACUUUCCCCAACACAGCAAAUCAUGAAAGCGCCGAAGCCCUACGCUGUGGAUAUUAAGGUUGCCAGUUUUGCUUCGUCUGGGUGCUCUUGGUCCUUUCCUUACCUUAUCGAGUGUAUACAGGUAUAGGCAGGCCCUCACCCGGACGCCUGCAAAUCGAUGCUAUACCUCUAAUCAUCUGGGAGUAGAAUUUAUGGUGGCCAGCGACUAUCUCAUCAUUUUUAAAUGGUAGUGCUUUAUAAAUUCGUCCCAUAAGUUCCCUGUUCGGGCUCAUACGUGCACGCUGUUUAUACUUUCUCCCACCGUGAUCAUGGCCUCCUCCCUGUCAUGCCACCCUUUUCCAUUUCACGCCAAGAGAGACUCAACCCAAACUUUACAAUCGUUAAGAUUUAUUUCUCUAAUGCACGGCUUGUUGCUGCGUGUCUCGUGCCGGAGCUGAGCGUCUAUCUGGCCGGCCUACUUUUAAGGAUCCUCUUGGUGCUUAUUUACAUCUAGACGGCGCAUCCUGGUGUGCCUCUUUUUGCUGGAUAGAUAUUGAUACUCAUGGUAGCUCAAUGACAAUCUAUUGCUUCUAUUCAAAGCUUCUAUUACUAGAGUAUUGAGAAACCUCUAAUACCAGCAGGCUCCAUCGGAAAGACGGGGGAAGAUUGGGUGGAGACGUAUUACACCUUUACAUCUACUGACAUGCUACUCCUGGAUGCAACCAGGAGGACAGCUAUCUAAUCCUUAUUCAUAUUUGCAUGCCGUGCUUCCUGACUUUAAGAUCUACUUGCUUGCACUACUUUCGUGUCCAUUCUUAUUCAUGCUACUUAAUUACUGCUAUGUAUGGGAUGCUCAUCUUGCUUUCUAUCUUGGACUUUAGGGGAUAGAAGAAAACGAUUAUUACGACCUAAAUCAUAAAUCAGAAACUGGGGCUUUGUGCAGAUGCUGAAGAGAGCUGAAGAGCAACGAUUCGAAGAAUUCAAGGAUAAGGCUUCGCGUCUGUCGUUUUCCCUUAGUGGCAUCUCCAUAUGUGUCUCGUUUCUUGAACCAUAAGAAACGCGCGCACAAGUGCUACGAUGCGAUGCGCAGACUUCUUUUUCUCUAAUGAGCAGGAGCUUGGCGACGAGUAUAAAUACGAUUUCCCCUUGCAGCGCAUCAACCACCUCUGCGCUUACGGGAUUAAUUUGCUUAAUCUACACAAACCUGGGGCGCGAUUAUUUCCAGUAGGAUCUAUAAUUGAAGGCUUUUUGGAAUCACAAGGCACUUUGAUUCCAAAGCUUCAAAGCAAGGAGACUCCUUUUGUAAACAAAAAUCUAAAUCACAUCCUUCCACACUCCGCCCUCCUAUGCUCCUCAUCUCUACAAUGUAUCAUCUAGCAUGUAGGUCCCGUUGAUUUGACAAACUAGAUGCCGCAUGACGAGGCUCUCGCCGACUUACCUUGUCUAACGCCUUUGGUUCGAGUACGUGAUGGAGAUCCGUAAGUAUAUCCGCUUAUGGCGAUUCGAGGCCCCAAACUUGAGCAAGCUAAAAACCCCGCUCAUCCUCCUGUUUGGGCGACCUCUCCCUAAGAUUCUACCUCCUCUGGUAUAGAAUGUUGGGAAACCAGAGAAGUUAAGUAUUCCCUACUGCAUGACCUCCCUUGCCUAGAAAGAAGGUUUUCCAAAAUCCUCUAACAUAGAAGGGCGGCAGCUUGGAGGAUAUCGGGGACGAACAUCCAAUUUAUGACACGUAGCAGCGUGACACUACCUCAUACGCAGUUGGUUUGUAGUUGCAGCUAGUUUUACAGAUUAUAGCCUCUUCUACGAGUAGACGCGCACGUGCCUUCCACAGACCCGCACUAGCGUCUGCUCUGUUGCUUCUGUGACUAAUUCAUCGCUGUUGUGAUUAUCGCCGGACAUGAGACAGAGACAGGACUAGUUAUUAUAUCUUUCUUCUUCGCAAUAUUCUACUCAGAGGCAGACACCUGUAGAAUUUCACUAUUCAUGCCUAUUUGCCUUGAUAUCCAACAUCUAAGAUCUGUCUCAGUUCGCAAGCAUGGCAUCCGGCAACAGCAAAACGAAGCAGGGUCGUUUUACGGUGAUGGGAGUUGCUAACAUAGAAAGAGACGAGCCAGGCGCUGGAUCGAGCGCGUAGCCUUUUAUUUAACGAGUAUUAACAGGCAUGCUUUGAGCAGCGGGAUUCUUUCUGCUAUACGCGAAGAUGCCCUCUCAUCUCUUUUUCAUCCUUCUCCUAACAGGCCGCUACAUGAAUACAAACAAAACUCGACUGAUUUAGCGAAGACAAAGUGAACCUUUCUAGUCCACUUUCAUCACUUCCUUUAGACGCAUCCUUAAGUAGUAUCUCAUUGGUAGCAACCAAGCCUUAUGCUUUUGCCCUUCAGAGUUAUCCCUUCACCUCCUGAAUUACCUCAUACCCUUGAGCCUAUGGCUUACGUUCUAACGUUACCGGCCGUGGACAAAAGGCCUCGGUGGACCUGCCUGUUGGCCCAAGUGAAAGUUGCAUUCUGAGUAUGGAAACGGAUUGGGCGCCGAUUUUUAACUGCUUCAGUUAAGGCCGAAUAAAGUAAAUGAUUUAAUUAGUGAUCCUUCUCUUUCCUCGUUCUUCAAGAGAAACCCGGAGUCAAAUGCUUCCUCUUGGCAGCGUGGCGGUGCACCUAGAUCGAGACAGAAUCUAAGUCAGAGCGAUUGGGGACAAGGUGAAGUUAUGGCUAUCUCCUUUGAUAUUCUGUAUUUCACAAUAAGAGCAGGCGCAAGGCAAAAACUUCAUUCACAAGAAUGUUGACUAUUUCACUGACAAAAGGCGUUGCGUCGUUUCUAAUGGCUAUGACCAACGAGAGCGCUUACUUGUCCUGACAUAUUAGCCACUGCCCCACGGGAAAAUGGUUUGCAAGAUCCUAGAAUGAGUACCGCCUCACCUAUGUAAUGCUGGAAAAACUACUCCUCACCUAUGUAUGCUCGGUCUACAUUUUCUAGGCUGCAACCUAUGCUCAGCGAUUACAGCCGCAGUAAUUCAAAUGGACAUGGUUGCAGGCACUCGCGUACUUUGUUCAGAAUAAAUUGCAUUUCUAACACUUACUCGCACUUCGGUAAACGAAGUUGCCGACCGACUCAAAGUCAGCCUGGGCAAGCUGGUCAACGCCUUUACUGUGCAUUAAGGUCAAUUGGGUACUCUUUGUCAAAUUUUGUUUCCUGCUUACAAAGGAAACCAAGCUUAUCCAAAGCUGCACUCCUCAGCAAGUGCGCGCCCUUCUCUCUAACAUACGCAAACGUAUGCAACCAGCCUGGGGCAGAAUCCAAAUUAAGAAGGGCAUCUGGUUCGUUAUUCUCAUCAUGGAUGGACGCAUGAUGCUACAGAUGGAUAUAGAUGAGGACCCCUGUACUCCAUCCAUCACAUUAUAUUAGUUUUGGUCUUGUUCUUGAUGGUGCCUUCUCUAAGGUAGAUUAUUUUCCCCCAAAAGAUUUUGCCCUAUCGAUCCCUUGACUGUACAGUGUAAGUGUGUAGUCUGAUACUCCAUGCAUUGACUAGUAUUCAUCAUAAUCCCCAUCAAAAGUUCCCUCCUAAAGAUGAUUAGGUUGCUAUCCUUGCGCGUCUCUGGAUUUACUAGGUGCAGCCCCCCGCCUUCUAAGGUGCUGCUGAGAAGGAAGCGGAGAUUAACCUCAAGCACUGGAUUCAAGUGAUUUACGGCUGCCGCUAAUGCAUCCUCACUGCUAUCCCCGCUUUCCCAAUCUUUGCACUUUUUCAACUUGAGAAAGUAAAAGUGAAUACGGGUAGCGUGAGAUCGAGGCACAAAAGCGGCAUGUCUAACAAACGAAUACCGAAUUGGUGGGCUUAUUUCUAUGGCAUGUGAUUUUUACUGGUAAGGAAAUUUUCUUGCUCUUUCUAUAUACCCCCUAGACAUACGCACUCACAUAUAUGCGCGACGAAGUGGCACAGCUAGAAAAUCCAAAACAGAGCUGCUUACGACGUCACUACAGACUCUAAUUUCCAAACUGAAGGACUCCAAGAAGAUGUACGAAGAAGCCAUGGAAUGGAUUUACGACGCGUACCGACGCUGCUGAAUUAUAUUUCUCCUACUUCUCUUUGUUUCUUUUCUUGUUUCUUUGCAGUCCAUAGCUGAGGCUCUCCUGGUGGUAGUUUAGCUAUUAUGACUUUCAUCAACGUGGUCACCCCUCAAAGUUCAGGUUGGUGCACUCCUCGUUAAAGGUCCUGGUAAAAUUCACUUCUUCACUGUUCUUUUCUCUCACGAGCCUUCUUCUCAAUAAAAAACACAGAUGGGAUGGAGACCCAUCCAUGAUGCCCACAGACUUCAUGCCACAGGCUAACCUGCUGAAGUACCAACUCGCGACGCGCCAGCUAGAGGAAAGAAACACUUUUGGUUACGGCGUUUUAUCGUUAUCCUCUGCCAAAACAAACAACUUCAGAGAUUAGAUUAAAUAUCCUACCUUAUCGCGAGGAAGCCUCCUAGGAGUCGGAGUAGUUGUACUAAUACUAUUACUAAGUAAUGCUCCGUGCCCUGGUAGGUCAUUAUUCCGCUCUUAGUUAUGUAGUUAUCGUGUCACUAUAUUCCUCGCGGAGGAUGAAGCUACUUGUCUCUUUAUACAUAGCAAGCUGAGCAUAGACCCUGCAUAGAUCCACGGUUUUCCUACUCCUGCUCUUGUCUUCUAAUUUUCACGCCUGAAGUGGCUAUCUGAAAAAGAGGGGAGGAGAGACACUUUGAUGACUUGCUUGCCUAUUCGUGGCAGGAAGUUGAUCAAUUAAGGCAUAAAUAUCGUAGCUCAUCUUACGCAGCAUCCGCAGAAAAGCUGAUUAUCCAUCGAUGUUUGUCUCGAAGCAAACAGAUGACAGAGAGACUGACGCAGAUGCUUCUGCUUCAGUACCUAGAUGAGCUUACUCGUGCACUCGCUAAAGCCUGGAAAUUACUGACGCUGCCAACUUACGGCUGAGUAUAUUAUAAUUAGUGCCUCCAGUGUAUCUAUGCCUGCCCGAGUGUGGCUCAUCAUGCAUGGGCCUCUACUCAGGAAACAUGCCAAGUUGGAUACUCCUGACUUAUCAGCUUUUACCGCUAAUAAUACGAUGGGAAGAGGAGCUUCAGGAGUGGAUGCAAGAUUAAGGCGGGAGCAUUCUUAUUGGAUACUGUAGAGCUAGACGCACCUAUCUUUUAUCAAUUCCGUCGUCCUGCUCGACAAUGUCCGAAUUUCUACAGUACACAAUUUUCUACAGUAAGCCUCUGUCUAGUCUACGUACCUUGCUCAGCUGACCGGAUACAUACCCAUUGGGAAAAGCAGCCUCCCUCUCCUUGCUCUAAAACGGAUUUGACGAAUUGUGGACAGUCGACGUUGUGGAGUACUUCACUUAUGCAUGGUUCAUCGAUUGACUCUAGCUAAACAGAAGCUAUCCCUGCUCAGAAGCAAGUCGCCAUGCCAGAGCGUGCCCGCUUGUACUCUCAUAAAUAAAUCUGUGAAGCGUCCGGUUACAAAAACAGAAUGAAGGGAUAGCUUCUAUUUCCUAUGUGUACGUAGGUAACAAGUUCUUCCUCAUCUAAUACUGGGACACGCUUAUGGAAGAUUGGGACAUUACGAAUUACGCUCCGAACAAAUUGGAAAAGAGGACGGUGACGGUACCAGCUAGAUAUCUUUGCUCUUUUGAUUUUGGGCUCGCUAUCUGUAUCUUCUCUCUUGAAGCUCCGUCUUCAAUCAAAUGGAAAGACGUCGUGGUCUUCAUUUGCAGUCCGCUGGCGACCACAGCUGACUUUUUCAUUAGCAUCUUCCUACCGAACUACACAAUUUCAUCUGCUGCAUCUUGUCUCUCAUCUUCGAACCAGAUAACAAACUUCUUGCACAAAGAGCACAGCCAGAAUAACUACCAUUCAGCGACUGGGAUUCGCUGCCUCCAGUAUUACAAUUAUGCAUGGCAGUCGAUAUCUAUCCAGAAAUUCUUGCUAGUAGUAGAGCUAAAGACGGCGCCCCAGGGCUUGAGUCUGACCAAGGGACAUUUCUAUUAGAAUUUAUUAGACUUUUUCCUACUUUAUGCACUUACUUUUUAUUUCCUACGAAUGUCUCAUCGCAGGGGAUCGCAGUCAGGGAAUCGCUACAGUACUGAAUAAAACAUCUACACUAUGUAUUAUGACAGCUCUUACUUCUGCUCGGAUGAGCAAUUUCUAAUGUUGCAAGCACACUUGGUCCGCGAAAGUUAAGAAAAUGCAUCUUCUGCGAGCCGCGACCAAUCUGCCGUCCGAGCUGAGCUCUCGUUGUCCCAAGGCAUGGAAAAAAAUGGCGUGGGCGCAGGCCCAUACAGAAGAUGCACAUUUCUAAUUGCAUCAAAGAAAUCCACAACUUUUAUGGUGGCAGUGAGUUCAUUCAUAAAAGCUCACUUUCUCCAUAUCUACAAUCACUGCGUUUGGAGAAAGUGCGCCACCGAAAGAUAAUUAUUAUAAUUCCGUGGUAUGUAUAUGUAACUACUCUAACCGCAGCUAGAUGCUUUCGCGAAUCGUUUGGGUACAUCGCAGAUUAAUCUUUAUGGAGCAGCUCUGGUUCCCUCCUUCAUGCCUAACAUAUAUCUAAAAGCAAGCAAGUCCUUUUACAUGGCCAGUCCUCCCUUUGUGUAUGCAGUUUCUAACUCCUCUUGUGUAUCACGAAGACAAGUCAUCAUCCUGCUAGUAUGAUUGUGGUGCGAAGAAUGUUGAUCAUGUUUCCAUACAUAACGAGGCUCUGCUUGUUGCUGUUCAUUCUCUAAAACCUUUCUUGUUACCUCUGACAGCACCCAUCUAGUAGGGAUAGGCAAGGACUUGCAUAAGGAGACACUCGGUCGUCUACUUUGACUUCCCCAUCCUUAGUCUUCUUACCCCGACCCCAAACAAAUCACACAGACGACGCGAGUUUAUUCGAUCGCGCGACCACACAGUGGCUAGCAAUUUAUGGCUUGGAUAUACAUGCUACGCUUCCUACUUGAUUACCUUUCAACAUUCAGACAUGCUUGGGACAGGGCCAUCGCGUGCCAUAUUUGCAGUCUACAACCUAUUUUCAAAAAAAAACGAAAACGCGCGUUAUAUAUCACUGCUCCCCAUCCCUCUCAAUUUAUGUCAAUUUUCCCCAACAUAGAUUGUCCUACGAGCCGCGCGCAUUUACUUAGAGCCGAUGUAAGACAUUAUCUCUUUCUAAUUACCCAAACCGUGGGUCGCAGAGGGGAAGCCGCCGCUCCUGACUGACGAGUUAUGGACUUAGUAUCAUUGAUUAUCUUCAAAACAUUUUUCAUUGAUAAUCCCAAAUUCUUUCAUUUGCCGCUGAGUGGUACAGGCACAGAUAAGCCAAUCGAAGCAGAAUUUCCGAAGGAGUCCUUCUCAAAUUCUUACUAUCGCUCUCAUCCCCUCAUAGUGCAUCUUCUAAUGCAGGAAUUGCGGAAGGUCGAUGCAAAGAUUGAAGACCUGGAUGAGAAGUGGAAGUCCCAUAAGAAGCAGGUGGAGGAGCAAGACGGGGCCCAAGAGGUUAAUGUUAUGCUGCUGGGUGCAUAAUUUUUAUAGUUCAGUUAUAUUGCUACUCUUUUGCUUCACCUAGUCAAUUGAGGACGACUAAGUGACGUGGAUGAAGCUAUUUGGCCCAAUUCUCUCCUACCCCUAUUACAGUAUGACAGUUCGUUGCACAAUUCCAAGCGACGCCGCUCGGGAGAGUGGUUUAGUGACCCUGUCGUAGUAUAUACUACCUAGAUGCGUCGCCUCCUACCUAUAUCGAGCAGACGCGCUACAACGUCACGCUUCUACUCUCCUCAAUUCACGUAGCACGUCCCUCUUCCUUUCUGUCUAGUAUUUAUUUCGGACUGAUUGUCUCCAAAGUUGUAAGAGAAAAAGGCCUAUUUCCAUAUCCUUGUAUGUAAUCCAGCGAAGCCUUUUUUUUUUGCUAUAUAGAUAGUAUGGUCUCCCGAAAUUUUUCCCGAGCCCACGCUAAUUUUGGAGACGAUCAAGUUUUGGCUGCGUUGGAAAAAUUAUGGCUACUGCAGUGGCAUCCAUUUUGACGAUCAAUCAUGCUCAUACCCUGACAGACUUUGUUGUGCUUCUCACUCUGGAAGAAGGCCUCAGGAUCAUGGGUUCGAAGUCUACGGAUGUGACUCUAGUUUCACACUCUAAAAAUUGGAGAAAAGCAGAUGCAAAAAGCGCAAAAGGUUCCUACUUGUGGUUUUGCUACACAGACUGACCUAACGAACCUCCUUUACCUAAUAAAUAUUUUCAUGAAUGAAACAUCUACGAAUUACUUACUUUCAUGACGUACUCAUCAGCUGCCCUCUUCUCUGUCUAGGUUGGUGCCGGAGCCCAAAAAAAGCUGAAGAAGAAAAACGAGAAGGAGGCAUUGAUCGACGAUUUUUUCAAUCCCCUGGAAAAUGGUGACGAAGAAGAAGAAGAAGACAAGCAAGACGAAGUUAAGGCCACCGUAGUACUUCCUUUCAGGCUUUCUCAUCCUGUAAGGACGACCGAAAGUCCACGCAUAUCAGUCCUGCUCAGGUUUUUCGUGAUGAAAGGCUGACGCUUAUUAGGUCUCUGCUUUGGUAUAAUAGUGGCUCUCUCUCACUGGAGCUAAAUUCUGACGAUCGUUCAUAAUCAGAGGUAAGGGGUGCCUGGCAUGGCGAUUUUUCACUCUGACUAUGCUAACUAUCAUCAGCGACACUCUAACCUCAGGCCGUCUACUAUCUUACCGGAAGCCAGCUCGGCAAGGAUGGUUCUACCGAAGAAGAGGAGCCGAGCGAUGAGCAACAAUACCGGUUAUGCCUGGCGAACCUUGUAGUUACAUACGUAACACAAAUAUGCGUCCUCUCUCCUAGCUGCCUAGCUACCAUACAACAGCAACAAGCUCCUGCAUGGGCGAUGGGUUUGCCCAUCGCUGUUGUGUGGUAGCUAGUCAAGGUUUCUACUUAUGUAACCAUCUUGACACUUACUGACUAACGACUAUUCCUCAUCCUCUUAGUCUUAUCCAUCUCUAAUGCGACGCUGGUGCUUCCAUUACAUCGGAUCACGAGACGAGUGUCAGUGAUCGUGGUGCUAGCACUUCUGCCGCAACCGCGCGAUUUACUGCAAGCGCCUCGGGUACGGGUUCUACUCAGCCCACGGCUGCGGCGCCCGCCUUAUGUCUAGUAUUGCCUAAGUAAGCGAUCUGUGUUGAGUAACGCCCCGAAGGCUAACCUCACUUCUUGUUUUUGCUAUACUUUAUCUCUAUCCUUUUAUUCUACAUUGAACGAGCAAGGAGCGAGGCAAAGUCAACUCCUGUCCAUACAAAGCUUCCCCAUAAUCAAGAUUAGCACUGGGCGCGGGUACCCAUCUAGUGGUGUAAAUUGAAGUCUUCUAGUUACUUUUACAUGUGUGAGAUAAUAUUUAUUUUAUGUGCUAACUUUAUGCGCCUUACGUAUCUAAGAGCUGUCAUGUAGAAUGCAUAGUUCUGCUCUUCUUCAUUAUGUAUUUAAAUCUACCCGAUUCGGUAUGUCGGUAUUAGCUGUCUAUUAAAGCAAGUUCUAACUUCCGCUCCCGCAACCUGGGCGCAGGGCAAACGUGACGCGAGGCCCCGCACCAGCACGAAUCACCGACAUGUAUCUUUAAGCUUUCCAUCUCUACAGGAAUCCCUCAACCCUAUAUGCGCCAUUUAAUACAUGUGGAGCGAGAGUGAGGCAUGGCGUUGGUAGUAGGGAUUCCUCAAGGAGAUGCUCUAGCUAGAGAUCUAAUACUCAUCGCAGAGCUAAACGGAAGAGAUGUGGAUGUCCUUGCUUUACAUCCUCCUGUGCAAACCCUGGAUUCAGCAGCCUCUUCUGUUGCAGCCCCUGCUGCAGCAGCUGCUUCUGUUGCAGCCCCUGCUGUACCAGCUGCUUCCGCCGCAACCCCUCUUGUAGGUGGGGAUUUCUUCAAUCCGUGCACAUCCUCGGGGGUAAACGAGACUUCCACUUCGUACGUCUGCAAACCUAAUGGUACGCGCCAGUGAUUCAGAGACCAAAACCAAAAAGGUGAAGACCUUUCUAUUUGCUUAUCCCUACGCCUACCAGCGUUCUUAAGUAAUUCCCAAUGAGCUACUCAUUACCAUAGCAGUCACUUUUUCUUUUUGUGGGAGCAUGAGUGCCUUAUUUGAGUGUGAAUCUAGCACGGCGAGAUUCAAACUUCCCUUUUCCCAAGUGCUUCCUGAAUCACUGGAAACACUCAUUACAUCGGAUGGGAGUCGCAUCUGGCACCCGGAUCAACCUAACGCUGAGUGGGUCAGCGCGCACAUCUGCGAAUUCCUUAUGACAAGAUGGUGGACCUAGUCCGUAGAAUGCACAACAUGCUAGAAAUCGUACAUGGCUAGUUUACUUUUGAGGAUGCUGUGACAUAUUGAGACGCCUGUCGACGGCUACAGUCGUUCAAUCCACAAAAGGUAGCUCCAAGAUUGGAGACAGAAGCGCGCUUGCUUCUUCUAAUUUUUCAUGGAUGACAGACGACUGGUUCCAGCUCACCUCUUGGCGACACACUUAUGAGCACAAUGAGUCCGUCUUUCUUGAUUCAGUCAUCUCAUGAGCGCCUUUUCUCAGCAAUUCUGUGUGUCAUGCAUUGAAUCAGGAUCCUCUUCGGCGCACGAAUGAAGAGUGCUACCAUAUUUGAUCCUGAGCGGCGAGGUGCUGCCUGUAUAGCCUCCUGAUUCCCUCUUAUCGUAGUCCAAGAGAAAGCCCCAGUACUAUCCGUCGCUUUCUCUCUUUCGUUCUAAUGUGCGAUUAGCCAACGGGAAGUGGUUCACGUUGCCGACUUCAACCUGUUCCAGUGCGACCCGAUUCAAUUUCCGAUUUGUCCAGUUAUGUUGUAGAUGAUAGAUUGCAGUUUAUACAUCCUCACUUCUUAUCAGACGAGGCACUUUCUUAGGUAUAAAAAAGCAGGCUCGCCCUUGAAAAACGUGCAAGCAAAUGAAUUGGAUAAGCGGAAUGGAGUCAGUAAGUAUAUCCCUUGGCGCUACUCCGUAUCACUAUCAACGCUGCUGCAAAUGAUUCACCUGCAAACAACAAGGAAUCGCAGCAGACCGCUCUUUCUGACGAUGUCCUACCCCUUACUCUAAUAUCAAAGAUGUACAACUAGCAACGAACCGGAAUCCUGGCGUGGAAUUUUCCGAGUGGAUGACGCAAGCCAUGGGCCGACGUUAUGGUCUUACUUAGUCGAUCUCAAUAAAGUAAGUGACGCAAGUUAGUAUAUUAGUCUACUAUUCUAUGUAUUGCAGAUGAACCUGAGUAGAAACCUACUAGAUCGCUUCAAGAAGGAAGAAUCUGACUAGUAAACAUCUCAUGAGUUUGACUCGACAACUGACUCCCCCCCCGUGUGCCACUUUUAUCGUCUAAUCCUCUGCCGAAGUUGCGCAGAGCAUCGCGGUGGGUACCUUCAAAGAAAGAAAAGAUCUCUUAAGCAAGCAGUAAGUCCACUCUUUGCACGACAGCACUCUUCUUUUUGAUCGUAUGGGUUUAAUAGAUACCCAAACUGUAGAGAAUGCUGAGAGACACAGAGACGGACUCGCGGCGGGCAGUUCUAAGAAGUCAACGGUUUGCAUCGCAGUGGCGCAGUGAGCUGUUUUUAUGUCUACCAAACACGACAACUGAAUGUCCUACAUGACGGACACUCAUGCUCAUCCCAACUGUUGAAGUUGCUGUAGAGAGACUACUAGGAAACGCAAAGACAGGGACUAGAAGCAAGUGCAUCAGCUUGAACGAUCUCCAUUCUGUUGCAGUCCUGAUUCAUUAUCCAAUUGUAUUUGUGAACCCUUCUCCUCAACAAAGUUUUCUUACUUUGUAGCAGCACGUGGGUUCGCUCUAAUCUGGUUCCGAGAAUGGGCCGUCCAGCGGGGCAUACCGGAGAGUGACGGCUUCUUAUGAGUGUAGAAAUUGUAGUGAUCGAUAGGUCUCCUUAUUUUGGUCUAUUACUUUUUAUCCAACUCCGACAACAUAUAUUCAUUAUAUGUUGUCGGAGUUGGAUCAGUGUUUAUAUCUUUGCUGCUUGAAUAAAAAUCCGAGAGGUUUUUUUACUAGUAGAAGACGCAGACUCAUUUUACUCAAUUGGGUGCUCAUGAAACUAACACAGACUACGCCUGCGCGGAUAUUCUACGUAGACGAUAGAUGAGUCAACUUUUUUACGGUCGUUGAAUUUAACGCAUGUCAGUGGGCUCUAACUCGCGACCACGAGUGGUUUGAUGUGCCUCCCAUUCAAGCGGAUUCUUGCGCAAGCCAAGUUAUGUGAUAGUUUGUCAUUAUUUGACAGCCGAGGUUUGAAGUUGAAUCGUCUUCAGUGGUGAAAUUAUUCCAAUCGUUGUGAAAUAAAUUGGGCUCCUAGGGGUAGUUUUCUUUUUCUUCGCGGUAUGGCUCGUUUCUCUUCGUGAAGGUGGAGUACAGAGAAAAAACUUCUGCUCUACCUAGUCCUCUGAUCGAGUCUGAGUCUCCUCUCUCUCCCCUCAUAUUAUUUUCUCUAAAAUCUCCUUCGAGAAGAUGUUUGGCAAUUAUCUUCAACGGCUGCACUGGCGUGCGCACGUGGAGGAGGAUCAGUUUAUGACUGUAGUCUAGUGGAUAAGGAUCUAUAGGGGGGUCGCAGCUGUAAGCAAGUCUUUUUAAUUCACGAAGGUAUGCUAGCUACGUACAAACGCGGGCUGCGUGGGGCAUUGUCUGAAGAAGUAGCUUAAAUAGGGCCCAGUAACGUACUGACCAGCAGACUGGGCCGCAGGUUUCCCCUUUUUGUUAUACUGCAAAGACUCUCAAAUCCACAGGCAGUUGCGCUCAUCCCUCUAAUUCCUUCCGCGUGCUCAUUGCUGGGGACAAAAAGAUGAUUAAGGGAAAACCAAUCGACGCAAGGAAAUGCUUUUCAAGCGUGACUUUUUUCAAAGAAAAAAGUGCGUCGUUGAUUCCAUGUAGGUGUCGAUUGGAAUGUCCUAAGAUGCUGCAGCUGCACGGUCUGCCCAAACUUAUGAUGAAAUGCUAAGUCCUCGCCCUGGGUAGUCUCCCUUUACUUUAUUUUCGUGCUAGCUACUCCCAGUCUCACGGCCUUCUGCUCAUUGAUGCCUUACGUGUCCCCACGACCUGGCGUUCGAUAGUAUCCUUUCUUAGCCGUCAAUCAUGCGCCAGUUAUUUAAGUCUAUAUACUUCACAUACCCAACAUGAUGAUAGUCAGCCCAGAUAUGUAUCAGCCAAACUCGACGAGCAAAGACAAAAUGAAUCAGUGGAUACCUCUUGGGAGCGUUCCUCCUAGAACUAUUCACAAAGUAUUAGCUUUACACAUCUGAGGGCAAUAGAUACUAGAUGCAAGCUCUAAACUUUUGCAAGACUCUUUCCUGUACAGUCAAGAAUGUUAUGACCAUUUUCAAGAGGCUUUCAAGCGCCGCACAGCGCUGUUAUUGGCAGCAAAGCAGAGAGCAGAGAAGGCAGGAGGGGUAGGAGAGAACAAUAAGCCACAGCAGGAGGAAGGCGUUGUCCCGUCUCCGGACGCAAAGAUCAGGAAGCGUUAUGGUCUUGUAUAAGUUCCCUUCAUGGAUCAAUGUGAAAGCGUGUGCCGCUAGGUAGGCUUAGACACGAGCAUACUAAACCUAUGAGAAGACUUUUAGAUUAGAGUAUAUUCGUCGCCCUGUUGAUUUAGGUAGCAUUGCCUCCACAUCAGUGAUGAUCACGGCGGACACACCUUCGGGUCCUAGAGUCAAUACCUAGCUGAUCCAAGGCUCCGUGCCCUGGUGUUGACCGUAGCAAGCAAAGCCCUUUUCUACAAAAAUGAUUCCUCUGCUCAGCGUGUCCAUGCGAGCGCGUUCUCGCUACGCAGACUUGCGUAGUCACUUAAUGAACGCGUGAGCCUAGUUCUAUUACAUAUGGGAUAGACGGCAGACCUUCGCUUUCGUUACUGAGUAUCUUUUUUUCUCUCAUGAUUUCGAUGACAACCUCGCGUCGGGAUUACCCAAUCCAGAGGUGGGAGACUUGUACACGAUCCAGGAAGGAAGCGAGGAAGCAGGCAUAGAUAAGGAGGCUCAACAUGGUGGUCCGACGUCACUCGAAGACUUCAACUUCAACCAAAGCGACGUCGAGGGACAGCAGCAACAACAUCAACAGCAGCCGAUUCCCAUCAUUCCGCCGGCACCCGGAGGUCAAAAUCCCGAGGAAGGAGGUCAGCAACAAAAUGAACAACAGCCGACUCUUCUGGUUCAGCCGGCAACCGGAGGUGAAAAUCCGGAGGGUAAUCAACAACAACUUCAACAGCCGCCGACUUCUAUCCCUGCGUCCGCCGGUAAGAAUGCGCAGGCAAAUCAACAACAUCAAAAUCUGCAGGCAGAUCAACAAGGAGACACUGAUGUGCAAAAACAGAAGGGUACUGCAGCAGAAUUCGGGGUGCAAGAAGAAGAAGGCGCAGCCGGUGAAUCUCUGGUGAGCGGAAAUCCAGCGGGCUCUUCCUUGGAAGAGGACGAAGACGCACAGGAAGACGAAGAAGAAGAUGCAGAGGAAGAUGAGGAGGAGAGAUCCGAGGAGAAACCCACAAAGCGCGGUCGCCCUCGGAAAAUGAACAAAAUGAAUAAGAAGACUGCCACGAAAAAAACUGCUCAAGCGAAGAAGAAGUCGAACUCUACGCAGGGUGCACGCAAGAAGGUGGGACCCAUCAGCAGCAAAGCAGCAGCGAAGAUGUGGUAAUUGGUGGUGGAAGAAGAUAGUGUAGUUUAGAAUGGAGGAACAUCACUAGAGGUUCAUAGAUAGGUAGAUAGCGCGACUGACGCCGUUCCUCAGGGAUAGUAUUAAUAAAAAGCGUUUCUUUGUAUAAGAAAGCAGGAUCGAUUACUCUUUCCACGGCCCAGCUUGCUACUCAAUCUUUCUCCAAUGUUGAGCAUAUUGUGUAAAGAUCGUUAUUGUUCAGUAGGAUAGCAUUCGUGAGAAAAGUCUCUUGUUGCUUUCGCAUGCUGAUCUCAUGGAGUCGUCGGGGGUGAAGGGUUUCGCUCAGUUUUUUAGUGAAGUGACAGCGGUAACAAACUUACCGAAAACAAGAAUACUCAACUAAGGAGGACUAGUAUGUAAUGCUGGCCAUGCGAUCUCACUCUGUAGAUUUCACGUCUCAUUCAUGCACAUGACAUUCCUAGGUAGAGUGAGAGCGUGCUGCAUCUGAGUCUCCCGCUAUUGUGUAUCGACGUGAUUGAAGACGCAAUGACGUCGCAUACAGCCGACUUCGUUUGUUUUGUGAACUAGAUGCUGUACAAUGUGCCUGACUCUUUCGAGAUAAGUGAUUUUAAAAAUAUGAGCCAACGUAUGAAUCAAAGGCACGGACAGACGUCAUUUUCAGUAAGCUACUCCUGGCUUAAAUUUGUUAAUAAAAGUGUGCUAUAUAUAAAGAAGGUGGGAGCUGUGGAAAUAAAUAUCUACCCAAGUGAGCUACUCCAAUCUUCUGUGCAUUAAUUAGUACUGUUUUUCUAUAACAUGGCGGACCGCCAAUAAGGAUGAAGCAUGUGCUUUCUGCAUACGGGGCCGGUCGUCUCAUGCUCUUGUCUCUCUUAGAAGGAAGGGGGUUGCAGGGCCACGCGGAAGCAUAGACGGCGGGGUGAAUCAAUGAAUCAUAGAGAAGCCUGUCCUUUCAUGAGUAGGAAAAGCGCUCCAACUUACCUAGAAUCAAUCAUAGGGAAAACUGAGCUGAGUUCUCAAAUUGUUUGAUUCCACUCGUAACAUUACCUUUACGGUAAAUUACCUGACUCAAUUAAAUUCAUUCGAAUUGUUGACGGUGUCGCGGUGAGAUCGAUUGUAGCAACAGAGACACGAUGAACAGCAAUCUAUAAAUAGAAAAGCCUUUAACUAGGUGCGCUCCCUCUGUCUUUCGAUCUACCAGUGUGUAACUAUAGCUCCAAGGUAGAGGCAUAGCCGCUAGUACUUUGAUUUGAUAGAUUGAUAGAUUCAAGAGACGCCCGACCUAUCGGCAAAUAAAUCAAUGGAGUUAUCUUACUCGCAAAGAAUAGAACUUAAAAGAUCUGUAGCCUGCUUCCUCUUGUGCUAGUUUUGCAUGCUCCACUGCAUGCUUAUGUAUCCACACCGAUGCCAGACGCAUCGAUCCAUCGGCAGAAUCUAUUCCCAACCCAUCCCUUUUAUGAGCAUGGAUAUACUCACCCCUUCACUUCACCUCCUAGGCCGAAGGUUCUCAGUGAUCGGUAUAGCAAGUUGAUCUAUGUACGAGCUAGUAUGCUAGCUCCGCAUCCUCCUGACUAAGCAUGUGGAGCCUGGCCCAUCAGUCUGUCUACUUUGACAUGCUAGGAGGUGAGCGUGAGCAGAGGGGUAAUCGUGUCGUUCUGUCAUAAAACAAAGUCAGACCCUAACUUCCUUAGGCGGUUCUCCUUAAUAGAAUCGCAAAAAAAUGGCUCGCAUACGCAGUCCCAGUCAGGCUGUGUAUGUCCCGCUGAGUCUUCCUGCUCUCCGCUGGAUCCCCCGACAUAUUGGAAUUUGAACGCUGAAUAAAUAGAGUAGCAUGACCGAGCGUUAUAUAUGUCACAAACUGAAGACUGACGGACAGGAAGCAGAUGGAUGCGCUUCUUCUACCUAUCAAGACUCUCAGUCAAGGCAUUCCUUCAAUAAUAGCCGUUCGUAGCACUAACAUUUCCUGACUCGUAGAAAAGCAUGCUUCUUAGCCCCAUUUGAGUUCGAUUAAAUAUAGGGUACAUUUAUAGGCACGUACUUCGAUUUCGUCUCUCCUCCUAAAUCUCUCCUUUCUUUCAUCUUCUCUGUCUCCCCUCAUCCACAUAUAAUAUAUAGCACAAGGUCCUUGUGAAAUGCAUUGUGCCUAACUUGUCAGUUUACGACGGUCGAAGAAUUUCAUCGGCCAACUAAGGCACUCACUUGGAUUAGUUGCUCUCUCUUAUAAAAAAGCAUCCCCUCUCACUCUGUCUUGAACUCCAGUUAGUGUCUCUCUGAAAAAAAUGAUUUUAGAUCAAUGAAGGUCGACGGACGAGGUUUAACGAUACACUCAUAGGCAAAUACUCUCGAAACGAGGCAACGUUCUAUCUUCGAUUUCUUGGCCGUCUAGUGUGUACCGAUUGAGUAAGUUCUUCACGAGGAGUGCCUUACUAGCAACAGGCCUAUAGGUACCGACAUCCGCUUCCUAAAACAGAAGCGUCAGAAAGUAGGAAAAGACUAGAUACUUUGAAUCUGCAAGGACGAAGCGCUCAGUUGAAUUCUGAUAGUAAGCGACAGCGUAGACACUGGUCCCCCAAGAGGAACAGACAUGAACAAACAAUAAAUACUUACCUCAUUCGCAGCGCCCUUCGAUUUCAGUGAAGUUCCUUCUUGAAUGAAGCAAGCAUAGGCUUAGCUGUGAUAUGAUACGUUGUGCAUGCUAUGAAAGAAAUUCCAGACCUUCACUUAGAUUAGAACGUAAAGGCAUCAACUUCCUUAAACAAGCUCAGAAUGCUUUUGAUAUACCCCAUACUGCUGCAGAUACCAAAAAAAGUAGUCGACUCACACACUAGGUAGCUUACAUACUUGGACCCAUUGACUCCGGGGCAGCAAGAUAAAAUAAUUAUUCUUUCUUGAUCGAUGACGCAUUGAUUGAGUUCAAUUACUCAUCCAAUGACGUCACGCACUAGCUAGCAAAGAAACGGAAAUAAGACCAUCGACGACAAGAAGGAAGAACAAUUUUUAGCUGUGCGCAUGAUCAACAAAAACCGAGCAUGAAGAUGGAAAAACGAGUAUGAAAGUUAUACGAUCUAUAAAAUAUGGCUUCUUUCAAGAAGCUCAUGAUCGAUGAAAG
Amoebophrya sp. A25 is the source of this 22080-nucleotide messenger RNA. The record is from the annotation of a GenBank genome assembly. NCBI's taxonomy places the organism in Eukaryota, Dinophyceae, Syndiniales, Amoebophryaceae.